Messenger RNA from Alternaria ventricosa, 783 nucleotides. RefSeq lists its product as uncharacterized. The record is from RefSeq and is a predicted model, not a curated record. The transcript has 4 exons. NCBI's taxonomy places the organism in Eukaryota, Fungi, Ascomycota, Dothideomycetes, Pleosporales, Pleosporaceae. Bases 1 to 783 code for a protein of 260 amino acids.
AUGGCGCACAGCAUCGCGAUUGAGCCCACAAAGCCUACCGCGCCUACUCCCCUCGGAGUAGCGCAAGCGAGACCCCUUCCGCCAUCUCCAGCUUACCCCACACCUGAGAGCGCGGACAGAGGAAACAAGCGACAUGACGCAGAGGUAAAACACGGGAUCGAUGUCAAGUACCCAGUCGCAAUGCAGGCAUACGACCCCCAGGACAUGUUCUUUGCGAAAUCUUACAUCAAGUCCUGGACAAAAGAACAGUCGGCGAAAGAAUAUGACAGGCUGGCAGGAACGUAUAUGGCACUGAGACAUGAACACAUCUCCGUCCUUGUCGACCAAGACAACAACGAGAAGAACGCACGCCGCCAGGUAGUCGACUCGCGCCAAUCCCUCGCAAACGUUGCUUUGGAACUCCGAAGCAGCUACACCGGGAAAGCACCAGGAUCAUUCACACCACAAGAGGCACAGCAUAUCCUCAAUCUGUACAAGUACGACUGUAUCAAAGACAUGAAAGGCGCCACACUGGCGGCUACCGGCGCGAACCUCGAAGAAUUCGGCAUCGACAAGACCAUCGUUACGCAGGCGUACGAUCUACCUGGCGAUAGAUCGUGGUUUGAGGAGAUCAGUGACAACUGGAAGGACGCUGCCAGAGAUGUACUUGUGGACAGCAGCAUGACUCUCGGCAUCAUCGAGGAAGCCCCACCCCGGCGCCAAGUGAGCUUCCCGCCGGCGCGUACGAAAGGCCGUAUCACCCUGCCAUCAUCGCUCGUAUCUUCUCGGCCUGUCGACGUAUAA